ACCGGUUAGCUCUUUAGAUGGUAAUUUAUCUAGAAGCAUUAGAUCAAACGAACCUGGUACUGGAUAUGGGAAACCAUUAGCAGAGACAUUCUGCAAAAACACUACUCCGACUUUUUUAAGUCGUUAUUCCUUUAAUGUAAAUGAACGCAGUUCUUUAAGCGGUAAUUUGCUUGAAAUUAUUGGAUCAAAUGAAGUUGGUUCUGUGAGAGGAAAUUCAUUAAGUCUUAAUUCAAGUCAGUAUCAGUCCAUAAAUGAACGUAUUGAGACAUUUGAAAGUACUCCCGGUCACUUUAGAUCACCAGAUAUCACUAAUAGUUCAUUUGAUUUUCAU
Messenger RNA from Cetraspora pellucida, 331 nucleotides. NCBI's taxonomy places the organism in Eukaryota, Fungi, Glomeromycota, Glomeromycetes, Diversisporales, Gigasporaceae. The record is from the annotation of a GenBank genome assembly.